UCAAAUGUUCAGUAGAUAGAAACCAAUCACAUGCGUCUGCUGUCCUAAAAGCCAUGAAGCGUUCCUGGGACUUUUCUCUCUCCAAACCAAGGACACAUGGACACAGAGAAAACACCGGGGUUGCCAAAAAGUAGGAGAAAAAUAGACGUCAAGCCAAAUUAUUCAAGAUGACUUUACCUGGCCCACGUGUGAUCAGUCAGGGGAUGUGAUGAGAGAGUGAUUAUGGAUGUUUGAAGCGUAGGCUAUAAUUAGGCUAUUUUACGAACCAGCUGGGCUCACAAAAAAAGAGGAAGCAUAUCGACGUGUGGGUAAUACACGAUGUUGGAUGAAUAGCCUACUGUUUUGAAGAGAAUGAGAUAUGGAUAACUUUACAAAUGAAACGCAAGUUCUGUCGAACGGCACAGACGAGGGGAGCGAGCGCCAAGACAGUGUCCGAGCGUUGAUCAUCGGUUUCCUCCUGUUCCUCCUCAUAGUCUCGACUCUGCUUGGAAACAUGCUUGUUUGCGCGGCGGUUGUAAAAUUCAGGCACCUCCGCUCCAAAGUGACCAACUUUUUUGUAAUUUCUCUGGCGGUAUCGGAUCUGUUUGUGGCGGUUCUGGUGAUGCCAUGGGAAGCUAUCUCGGCGGUAGCAGGUUCGUGGCUCUUUGGCAAUUUCUGUGGCGUUUGGAUCGCUUUUGACAUCAUGUGUUCCACUGCAUCAAUCCUAAAUUUGUGCAUCAUAAGUCUGGAUAGAUACUGGGCUAUCGCAAGCCCGUUUAGGUAUGAACGUAAGAUGACACACAGAAUGGCAUUCAUGAUGAUUGGGUUGGCAUGGACCCUGUCCAUCCUCAUAUCUUUCAUACCUGUCCAACUCAACUGGCACAUGGCAGAGGGGGACGCAGAGGACGCACACAGCAUCAACCAGACCAUAAACUGCAAAGCUAACCUGAACAAAACCUACGCCAUCUCUUCGUCUCUAAUAAGCUUUUACAUUCCUGUGAUCAUAAUGAUUGCCACUUAUACAAGGAUUUUCCGUAUUGCGCAAACACAAAUAAGACGAAUAUCCUCUUUGGAGAGGGCUGCCGAGCAAGCGCAAAAUAACUUACAUACCGACUGCUCCACUGAAAGCUCAUUGAAAACAACUUUUAAGAAAGAGACCAAAGUUUUAAAAACUCUUUCAGUCAUAAUGGGCGUGUUUGUGUGUUGCUGGCUUCCUUUCUUUGUUCUAAACUGCAUGGUGCCAUUCUGUCAGUGCGUCAGCGACACAACGUUCACUAUAUUCGUUUGGUUCGGUUGGGCGAAUUCGUCCUUAAAUCCUGUCAUAUACGCCUUCAAUGCGGAUUUUAGGAAAGCAUUUUCCUCUAUCUUAGGUUGUAACAAAAUUUGUCCAAGUAACACCGUGGAAGCAGUCAACUUCAGUAACGAACUGGUGUCCUAUCAUCAUGACACGACUCUCCAAAAAGACGCACAACCAUUAGUCAUUCCACUUCCACACGAAGUGGUCAGUUCUAGGGAGGACACUGGCUUGCCCUUUGACAAGGUGUCGGUGACUUCUAAUGUGUCUCGAAACCACAAACAUAUGCUGUUGCCAGCUAUUGGACACUAUGAGUGUGAUGGAGAGAUCUCUUUGGACACAAUCACACCAUUCACCUCCACCGCGCUCGAAUGUGAUGGAUUACCAGGCCAAAAUGAUAAGUAAUAAUAAGGGGAUUAUCAGGGAAGUAGCCCCGUUUAUAUACCUUUUGAAUCAUUUGUGAUAUGGUGUGUAAAUAGUAAUGCUGUAUAUGUUUCAA
This is a messenger RNA of Alosa sapidissima (American shad), 1772 nucleotides long. Its product is annotated as D(1C) dopamine receptor. Gene Ontology annotation, molecular function: G protein-coupled receptor activity. The record is from RefSeq and is a predicted model, not a curated record. Gene Ontology annotation, cellular component: membrane. The coding region runs from base 359 to 1678 and encodes 439 amino acids. The transcript has a single exon. Gene Ontology annotation, biological process: adenylate cyclase-activating adrenergic receptor signaling pathway. Lineage: Eukaryota; Metazoa; Chordata; Actinopteri; Clupeiformes; Clupeidae.